AAAGCCGUCUAUAAUAUAUAAGACGUCUUCGACCAUCACUGUCUACGAACGUUUACUGACGUGUACGAGGGACGUACGAAUACCAACGUUACAUUGGUGCCGUGACCAGAAUAUACCUAUUGUAUUUAUUGAACGUCGGCUGUGACCGCGAUGGUAUUUUUAGUUCCAAGCAAGCAGAACGCCAGCUUAGACUCGCGGCUCGACUCGACUCGACUAGACGAGGAACAUCGACUCAUAGCGCGUUAUGCUGCCCGUCUAGCUGCCGACAUGAACAACGCGGCCCGAAGCCCAUCCGAAAUGGCUCUUCACAGUCCAGAUGUAACGAAGAGGCAACGAGAGUUGAUCUCACAGUUAGAAGCAAAAAACAGGGAGAUCAUGAGAGAGAUACAGCGCUUGAAAAAGGAACAGGAGAUGGCAGCAGCAGAGCAUACUCUGUCAUCCACUCGAAACCCAACUCUGAUGGCAGAGCUGCGGUUGCUACGGCAACGCAAGGAUGAAUUAGAGAUGCGCAUGGAUGCACUGCAGGACAGCCGGAGAGAUCUCAUGGUGCAGCUAGAAGGUCUCAUGAAGCUACUCAAGAAUCAAGGCUCGCCUCGCUCGACUCCCAACGGCAGUCCGAAGUCGAUGAGCGGCAAGUCGCCGCCCCUCGGGCUCCCUCGCUCAACGCCGAGCACGCCGGGCGACCCGCUAGCGGGAGUCGGCGGCGACGUGAAACUCGCCUUCGACCAGUCGUCGCGCGUGCGCAACCUGAGGAACGACCUGCUCGUCGCUGCCGACUCCGUCACGAACGCGAUGACGUCACUCGUGCGCGAGCUGCAUUCUGAGGCAUCGAGUGGGGAGAGUGACGACGAAGAUGACAAGAAGAUGGGCAAGUUUAAAGGUUUUGAAUUCAUGGAUCCGGGAACAGGGGAGUGGAAAGACAGUAGGGGCAGAGAGAACGACUUUCUCAAGCAGCUUAGGGCAAGGAAACAUAACCAACCCAUUCCACACAAGAGCAACAGCGACACAGAAGGUUAUAUCAACACCGACGAUGCAGACUCAUAUAUCAGAACAGAUGAUGAAAGUUAUUUAGCAACCAGUGAUGGUGAAUACUUGCGCACGGACGAUGAGUACGCUACAAUGGAUAGAGAUGAAAUCAUACAUAGAUUUGAAAAAAUUAGACAUAGUCAUGAGCCGUAUCGGCACAGGUCGGCGCCGGCGGACGACGACUCAUACGCGCGCACUGACGACGAUGAGUCCUACAUACGCACCGACGACGAGGAGGGUGGUAAUGCCGAGUGGGAGGACGCGAUGAAGCGCUGGAUCAACCGAUAGCACAGCGCCACCUGCGGGCCGCCGCCGAAAAUUCGCAGAGCGGAUGCAGGGGGAGUCGCGAGGUCACGCCAAGUGACGGUCGCGCUACUGGCGCCAUCUGUGAAUGUUGACCACUACAUUGCCAUUCGUCAGUGUGCUUGUUGAGGUCGAGAAGGAGCUCCUUGUAAUUGUUAUAGAUGAUUGCACGCUUCGACCGGAUUUAGUUUGCAGGGAAGUGGUAGAUUUGUAUUAGUGGUGGCCGCGCACUUGGGUUGGUUGCUGCUAACAUAACCUAGUACAGGUGGCACCACCUUCGCCUGGUGUGGAUGCAAGCAGUAGUAUUAAUUUUAUGCAACCGAUGUUUAGCAUGACGUUUCGGUGACGAUCUUCGUUGUCAAUAUCAUUGCCAUGUCGACCGUGUAAGAACACGCGCACCCAACGCACGCAAGCACGCACCCACGCCGACACACACACACACACGCACGAACGCACGCAAGCGCGCGC
Messenger RNA from Priapulus caudatus, 1797 nucleotides. RefSeq names its product dystrobrevin alpha-like. The transcript is spliced from 9 exons. Gene Ontology annotation, biological process: synaptic signaling. Lineage: Eukaryota; Metazoa; Priapulida; Priapulimorpha; Priapulimorphida; Priapulidae. Bases 151 to 1314 code for a protein of 387 amino acids. The record is from RefSeq and is a predicted model, not a curated record. Gene Ontology annotation, cellular component: plasma membrane; synapse.